Stegodyphus dumicola is the source of this 2501-nucleotide messenger RNA. RefSeq names its product Hepatocyte growth factor regulated tyrosine kinase substrate (gene Hrs). Gene Ontology annotation, molecular function: phosphatidylinositol binding; ubiquitin binding; metal ion binding. Lineage: Eukaryota; Metazoa; Arthropoda; Arachnida; Araneae; Eresidae. Gene Ontology annotation, cellular component: early endosome. Gene Ontology annotation, biological process: endocytic recycling; receptor internalization. The record is from RefSeq and is a predicted model, not a curated record.
GUUUAAAAGUCACUGCUCUUGUUUUCGGUAUACCUGCUGGCCGAAUUGAGUCAUCGCUGUUGAUACUGAUCUUGUGAUUAGAUUAAUGGGUUUUAUUUUUUAUUUUCUGCGGAGUGUUACUAUACUUUAAAGAAAUUCUGGGAAUAAUUUAAGCGGAAUUCCGAAGAGAUACAUCUGAAGAGAGCAGUUGAAUAUGGCUAAUAUUUUCCCCUGGUCUUCAACGGCAUUUGAUAAGUUGUUUGAAAAAGCGACGAGUCAUUUAUUGUUAGAACCAGAUUGGGAAAGCAUUCUGCAAAUCUGUGACAGUAUACGUCAAGGUGAUGUGCAACCAAAAUAUGUUGUUUCUUGCAUAAAGAAAAAGUUGUCUGCUCAAAAUCCUCAUGUAGUUUUGUAUACCUUGCAGGUUUUGGAAUCUUGCAUGAAAAACUGCGGGAGUCCUUUCCAUGUAGAAGUAGCAACUCGACCAUUUAUGGAAGAGUUGAAAGAUUUAGUAAAGACCACUGUCAAUGAGAAUGUACGGAAUAGAGUUUUAGAGCUAAUACAGAUUUGGGCUCAUGCUUUCCGCAAUGAACCAAAAUAUCGGGCUGUACAAGACAUAUUUAACAUGUUAAAAAUGGAAGGUUUCAAAUUACAAGUCCUGAAAGAAAGUGAUGCAAUGUUUAUUGCUGAUACUGCUCCCGACUGGGCAGAUGGAGAUUGUUGUCAUCGUUGUAGAACACAGUUCUCUGCAUUUAACAGAAAGCAUCAUUGUCGAAACUGUGGACAAAUAUUUUGCAGUAAGUGCUCUUCUCGUUCUUGUCCAAUUCCUCGUUUUGGUAUUGAAAAAGAAGUAAGAGUGUGUGAAGCUUGUUGGGAAAAGUUAAACAAACCAUCCACUAUUCCAAAGUCAGUUUCUCCAAAUCCAGAGCUAUCUCCUCAGUCAAAUUCUCAAGAAACAACACCUGCAAAUCGUAAGAGCGAGCAAGAAUUAAAAGAAGAAGAAGAUCUACAAUUAGCUCUUGCUUUGUCCCAAAGUGAAGCUGAAAGUAAAGAGAAACAAAAACUAUCUAAAUCAUCAUCCUAUGCUCCUUUUGCAAUUCCUGAGGAAACUGUUGCUCCUGAGAAAAAACCUUCUCCGGUUGAUACUGAACUUGAUCGGUAUUUAAAUCGUUCUUACUGGGAACAGCGACAACAGCAGCAACAGCAAACAAAGGAUGAAACUGUUACAUCUCCAACUGAAACAAGAACCAGUCCUACUCCAAGUGCACCUGUCUCAAAUUCAGUGCCUUCAAAUCGAAUAAAUGAGAAAUAUCAAAAUGGAGAUGUGGAUGAGCUUGCAGAUUUCUUAGCAAAUCUACGAACAACUGUUGAAAUCUUCGUCAAUCGGAUGAAAAGCAACUCUAGCAGAGGAAGACCCAUAGCUAAUGAUACUCAUGUGCAGGCACUUUUCAUGAAUAUAACUAACAUGCAUUCCCAACUUUUGAAAUAUGUUCAAGAGCAGGAUGAUUUAAGAGCCUAUUAUGAGAGAUUACAGGAUAAGUUAAAUCAAGCUCGUGAUGCAAGAGCUGCAUUAGAUGCUUUACGAGAAGAACAUAGAGAAAAACUCAGACGAGAAGCAGAAGAAGCUGAAAGAUUGAGGCAAAUCCAGAUGGCUCAGAAACUGGAGAUAAUGAGGAAGAAAAAACAAGAAUAUUUGCAAUAUCAGAGACAAUUAGCUAUACAAAGGAUGCAAGAACAAGAAAGAGAAAUGCAAAUGAGACAGGAGCAGCAAAAGCAGCAAUAUCAAGUUGUGCAGCAAGGAGGGGGAAUACCACAGGGAACUUAUCCUCCUCAGCAUACUUUUGCUCCUCCUACUCAGACUUUUACUACUGUUCUACCACCUAAUGGUGGAAAUGAUAUGACUGCUCAGCAACCAUAUGGGCCUCCUUUUAAACAACCCCAGCUACCUGGAGAUUAUCGUCCCCCAUAUAAUAUGCAAGUUUCAGCCUCUUUACCAUCAAUUCCGCCUGGAGCUCCUUUUCCACAACCACCUGGAGUUCCUACAACAGCUCCUAUGGGGCCUCAAAUGAUUAUGUCCCAAGGUCCACUGCCUCCUCAUAUGGGUAUGAUGCCUCAAGGUGUCCAGGUGGCUCAGCCUCCCAUGAUGCAGCAGAAUCCACCUGUCAGUUUACCAGAGAAUUUGCAGCAGUCCCCUCAACACCAAGCACCUCAGCCACCACCUCAGGAGCCUCAGUGUGAUCCUCUUAUAGUUUUUGAUUAAGUGACAUUUAUAUACUGUAGGAUUAUAAUUUUCUUUCAUUUUGUAUAAUUGAAUAAGUUAUACAAAAAUAUAUCUGGAGAAUGUUAGCAAAUUCUAUUGCUUUAAUACUUGUAUAUAUAAUUAAUUUUGGAUUAUAAGAAUGUUAUUCUUUUAGCAAUAUAAUGUUUAGUAAAAUAUUGGUUGUAAAUUAAAAGUUCAUUUGCUUUCUGUAUACAUCAAUAGCAAUUUAGUGAAGACCAAUAAAUAUUUAUCUUUGGAAAAA